AUGAAAACGUGGAACUGGUCUUGGUUAAGGUCGACGACUUACUAUCUAAUAUUAAAUCCAACCGAAAAGGUCCUGCUGCUCGAGGAGACUCCACCAGCUGGACCCCUCUUCGUGGAAGUGAGUAACACAUGCCCGCAAAGUAUAAGUAGUACACGGAUGGGCGCCGGACUCGCCGCACGCCGUUGCGAAUUUGACAUUCCCAAAGAGAAUCAUCCGGAAAUCAAGAUGCUUCCACAAAGCCAGGCUGCUGUAGAGCUGAUGAUGUUCAAGCUUCUCUACGGCGUCGAAAUCUUCACCAACGAACGAGAUACGAUUCACCGACUUUGCCGAAAUCGUCACAUACGCAGCCCUGUAUGA
Molecule: messenger RNA, 357 nt
Organism: Ramularia collo-cygni
Lineage: Eukaryota; Fungi; Ascomycota; Dothideomycetes; Mycosphaerellales; Mycosphaerellaceae
Exons: 3
Coding region: 1-357 (118 amino acids)
Source: RefSeq, a predicted model, not a curated record